AUGUACAUACCCCAGACGAACUCUCUCCACCCCGACUCCCCUCUGGCCUCGGCUUCAAGGCUCGAGUUCGACCUCAAGUCCGUCUACGAGUUUAUCAGACAUCGUAAUCUCCCUCUUCCCAAUUCAGCUUCGUCCGGGGCACACCGGAUUCUUACCCGUACCUUCGGUGCGCUCCCGGCUGCCUACGAGCAUGCAUCGAGCCUACGGAAACGAUCAGGGGCAAGUGUAAACACGACAAUUGGUGUUGUGGUUGGCAUUCUCCUGGCAGUCUUCCUGAUCGGCUUUUUUACCUUUGUAUACUUCUACGGAAAGUCAGCUCGCUUCAGCCGUAAAAGGCGGCAUCGUCGCAAAUCUUCCGGCUCGAAGAAUUCUAAGAACUCGGAAGGCGCUGCCGGCGGAGGCGAACCCCCAGCGGCUGCGUAG
Messenger RNA from Daldinia caldariorum, 423 nucleotides. RefSeq lists its product as uncharacterized. The record is from RefSeq and is a predicted model, not a curated record. Bases 1 to 423 code for a protein of 140 amino acids. NCBI's taxonomy places the organism in Eukaryota, Fungi, Ascomycota, Sordariomycetes, Xylariales, Hypoxylaceae. The transcript has a single exon.